AUGUCUUCUCAAGGAUCAAACAAUAACUCAUCUAAAGGCACAUCUGACUCGUAUUCUACUGGGACUAAUUCCCAAGGCAACCAUUGGUGCCACCGCGGCCCUUCUGAAGCUAAUGGGGGUAGUUACCACUAUUCAAACCGAGACUCCUCAUAUUACUACCAAAACAGUAAUGGCUCAACCUAUUAUAAUGAUGGUCGCGGAAAUGCG
Messenger RNA from Racocetra persica, 207 nucleotides. NCBI's taxonomy places the organism in Eukaryota, Fungi, Glomeromycota, Glomeromycetes, Diversisporales, Gigasporaceae. The record is from the annotation of a GenBank genome assembly.